This is a messenger RNA of Aquila chrysaetos chrysaetos, 2040 nucleotides long. It is a transcript of the gene CABP2, whose product is annotated as calcium binding protein 2. Bases 190 to 1059 code for a protein of 289 amino acids. Gene Ontology annotation, molecular function: calcium ion binding. The record is from RefSeq and is a predicted model, not a curated record. The transcript is spliced from 7 exons. Lineage: Eukaryota; Metazoa; Chordata; Aves; Accipitriformes; Accipitridae.
UGGGGGCACGUUUGGGGGCACGUUUCCCCCCCCCCCCCCCCCAAUGCCGGUGGUGGCCUCGUCCCGGCGAAGCACCGGGGGGCCGGGGCGACCGCCGGGGCUCGGGGGAUCCGGUUUCCCUCCUGCCUGGCCCCGGGGGGUGGGGGAAGAGAUAACGGGGAGCGGCGGUGAGACGGGGCGGCAGGCGGAAUGUUCUUCCUCUUCCGCGGGCCCCAGCGGAGGGGUACCGGCAGCCCCGCGCCCCCCACCUGCCGGGGUGCCUCCCGCCCCCACGGUCCCGGCAAACGGGGCGGCCGCCGCCUCCGCCCGGCCCCGCGGCUCAGGGGGCACGGGGGACCCGGCACUGCCGGUACCCCGGGUCGGCCCAGCCAAGGCAGGGUGUCCCCCACGGAGCGUCGGGGGGCCGGCGAGGAGCCGGGGCUGCAGCCGCCCCCCGCUUUCGGGCAGGAUGGGAAGCCGCGCUCCGGUCCCCCAGUCCCCGGCGCCGGUGACCCCGAGGAAGCGUCGGAGGCGGCGCAGUCUCCACCGCUGCAGAAUUAUUCGGUGCUGCAGGGGCUGGUGGGGCCGGCCUGCAUCUUCCUGCGGCAAAGCAUCGCCAUCACCCAGCUGGACCGAGAGCUGCGGCCCGAAGAGAUCGAAGAGCUGAAGCAGGCCUUCCGAGAGUUCGACAAGGACCGCGACGGGUACAUCAGCUACAAGGACCUGGGCGAGUGCAUGAGGACCAUGGGCUACAUGCCCACCGAGAUGGAGCUCAUCGAGCUGUCCCAGCAGAUCACCGGGGGCAAGGUGGAUUUUGAUGAUUUCGUGGAGCUGAUGGGCCCCAAGAUGCUGGCGGAGACGGCGGACAUGAUCGGGAUCAAGGAGCUGCGCGACGCCUUCCGCGAGUUCGACACCAACGGGGACGGGCAGAUCAGCAUGGCGGAGCUGCGGGAGGCCAUGCGCAAGCUGCUGGGGCAGCAGCUCAACUACCGGGAGGUGGACGAGAUCCUCAAGGACGUGGAUCUCAACGGGGACGGCUUGGUGGACUUCGAAGAGUUCGUGCGAAUGAUGUCGCGCUGAGGGCGGCGCGUGCCAACACGGGACCCGAGCCCCCGCCGUGCCUUACAGAAGAGGAGGGGGCUGCGGAAGAGAAGCCCGGCUCCGGCUGCCGCGGCUGGGGCCGUGCCGGUGCGAGCGCGGCACCUGGGGCAAAGCCCUCGCUGCUUCGGCGCCGGAGGUGCUCAGACUCAACCUCGGCCGCGCGCCUGCCCGGCCGCUGAGGUCCAACCGCGGCGUGGGGCGCCGAGGCCGACGCCGGACCCCUUUUUGGCACAGACUCGGCCGAGCUUUGGCCACUUUCACCCCGAUCUCCGCUCUCUCCUGCUCCCCGCUCCGCAGCGUCCCCGACCUCACCCCGGCUGCUGUUCCCCAAAACCCAAACGUGCCGGUCCCCUGCCCUCCCGCUGCGCCCCAACUCUGCCGGCUCAUCCCUCCAGCCUUCGUUUUGACCCCCGUACCCAACGCCGAGCCCCUCAACCUUGACCCCGCUCCCUCCACGCCGUGAUUUAAGGCUGACCUUACGGCGUAACCCCGACGCCUGUCCCCCCGUUACCGCCGUUUGGGCUCAGACUUACCCCGGACCCUGCUCUGUCCUGCCCCGCGCCGGUGAGGCAUCCCUCCGUUUUCGGGGCCGGCGUGGACCCUCACGGUACGUUCCGUCCGACCCCCGGCGCAGGGGAAACUCCUCGGGGCUUCGGCACCCCGGCCAGGACAUCCUUGAGGAAAGAAGCCGGGAAUAAAGCGUUCGCCUUCUCCCCCACCUCCCCGGGAGCACGGGUGGGAAGGGGAGAGGCACGCUGCAGUUUGGGGUAAUUUUUGCACCUCCGAGUUAAGGAAAUCUGCUGCUUCCGAGUUUGGGGGGGGGGGAGGUGUCUGAACAAAUUUAUUAAUUUUUUCAAUCCUUGCCCUUUUGAAAUGAAAAAUUCUCUCUCUGCGGACUUUUGUUUGUCUUUACGUUGAGUUUAAAUAGCACUCUCUCGCUCCACGGUUGUCCCGUGUGCC